AUGCCUCGUGGAAUGCAACUGCACCAGGGGGCCGCUGCCGUGAACCAGCUGGGGGGGCACUUUGUGAAUGGAUGCCCCCUGCCUGACUUCAAGAGGAAGUGGAUAAUCGAUCUGGCCGCGUCUGGGCUGCGAGCCACUGACAUUUCACGUCACUUGAAGGUCUCCAAUGGGUGUGUCAGCAAGAUCCUCACCCGCUUCUACCAGAUGGGCGUUGUCCAGCCAAAGGCCAUGGGAGGAAGCCGGCCACGUCUGUCCACUCCACAGGUGGUGGCCCGGGUUGCCCAGAUGAAGCAAGAGCAGCCUUCCCUCUUUGCUUGGGAGAUCCGAGGAAAGCUGCAGGCAGAAGGCCUCUGUGCUGCAGGCAGGAUGCCCAGCGUGUCUUCCAUCAACCGCAUCCUAAGAACCCUGCCCCUGGGUGUGCACUUCCCAGAUCAGUUUGCUUUCCUGACGAAGCCUCUGCAACCAGACCUCCCCUUGCCAGGGGAAAGGAGGCCCGAGGGCUCUGCAGAGGCACCAGCGUCCCGGUCAUCUCCCCGGAGGACAGAGGAGGGGAUCAAGCUGCCCACCCCAUGGAACCAGCACAAGAGCAAGACCGUCUUUUCAAAGCAGCAGCGGGAAGUCUUGGAAGAAGCGUUCCAGAGAGGGCAGUACCCAGAGGCGGCCACCCGGGAGAAGCUGGCUUCUACCACCCGACUCCCCAACGCCACGAUCCGAGUUUGGUUCUCAAAUCGGAGAGCAAGAUGGCGGCGGGAAGCCAAGAAGGCCCUGGACACCCACCACACAGGUUCUGCCCUGAGGCCCAUGGUCCCAGAGGCCCUGGGCUUGGCCCAGGCCUCGAAGCGGCCCUCCUUCCCGGCAUCUGCCUGUCUUGCCCAGGAGCCAGAGCUCUUCCAGCCCCACCCAGGAACUGCACGCACCCACCGCUUCACCCUGGGCCUGCAAGGCCCCCUCGAGUGGUAA
Molecule: messenger RNA, 960 nt
Organism: Elgaria multicarinata webbii
Lineage: Eukaryota; Metazoa; Chordata; Lepidosauria; Squamata; Anguidae
Gene: PAX4
Product: paired box 4
Exons: 8
Coding region: 1-960 (319 amino acids)
Biological process (GO): anatomical structure development; regulation of transcription by RNA polymerase II
Molecular function (GO): DNA-binding transcription factor activity, RNA polymerase II-specific; RNA polymerase II cis-regulatory region sequence-specific DNA binding
Source: RefSeq, a predicted model, not a curated record